GAAAAGGGUAAUUACUGUUUUAUUCUCAAAAAAGGAAAAGAACUAGUUACUGUACACCAUUUGGUUUGGCUAAUCUGAGGAGCGUUCAAAGUGGAGGGAGGGAGAUGAAGAGGCAAGGAGGCGGGAAUAACACAAAAACUCCCUCUCGCUUCUGGCGGUGGAAAAUGGUAGUCCAAUCGCUGGAGGGCGUGGGUUCCGUUCAGAGCUCCAUCGACGUUGCUGCAAACCCACAUUCCGAGGACAGUUCCUCGCCGAAGAAGAGGAGAGUCAGCUCUCGCCUCCAGGUCAAGCAGAAACCCCAAAAGGAACUUCUCGUCCGCCAGAGAGUGGAAUUACUCGAUGACAACGAACAAGGCCCCAGGAAGAAACAAGCAAAUGUCAGGGGUAGGCAAACCGGAGAGGUUGCCGACUCGGAGGAGCUCCCAAAGGCCACUGACUCGGUUGAGAAGAGUGACCGUGUUAGGGUCAAAGAGACCCUCAGGUUGUUCAACAAGCAUUAUCUCUAUUUCGUACAGGAAGAAGAGAAGAGGGCGGUGAAAGCAGAAGCUCAGAAGAAAGCUUCCAGAGCUGCAAAGAGAGGUGCAAAAAAAUCUAAGAAGGGUGAUUUGAAGAAGGCAGAUACAAAGGUGGCAAAACGACCUGAUUUGAAGGCAUUAACCAAGAUGAAUGACGAAAAAGAAAUUUUGUUUCCUUCUAAAAGAUUUGGAAGCAUUCCAGGUAUUGAUGUCGGGCAUCAGUUCUAUUCUCGGGCUGAAAUGGUUGCUGUUGGUUUCCACAGCCACUGGCUGAACGGGAUUGAUUAUAUGGGCCAGUCCUAUAGUAAAGGGAAGUACAGCAACUAUACAAUGCCACUUGCAGUUGCUAUUGUUAUAUCAGGCAUGUAUGAAGAUGAUUUGGACAAUGCUGAGGAAGUUGUGUAUACUGGUCAAGGUGGACAUAAUUUGACAGGUGAUAAGCGUCAAUUUCGAGAUCAAGUUCUAGAACGUGGUAAUUUGGCACUCAAGAAUUGUGUGGAACAAGAUGUACCUGUUAGAGUAGUUCGUGGCCAUGAUUGUAAAAGUAGUUACUGUGGCAAAAUUUACACUUAUGAUGGACUGUACAAGGUUGUGAAGUAUUGGGCAGAGAAGGGUAUUUCUGGAUUUACUGUUUUUAAGUAUCGUCUUAAGCGGCUUGAGGGGCAGCCACUGUUAACCACCAACCAGGUUCAAUUUAUUAAUGGACGUGUACCACAAUCUAUAUCAGAAAUACGCGGGUUGGUGUGCGAGGACAUAACUGGGGGUCUAGAGGAUAUUGCCAUUCCAGCUACCAAUUUGGUCGAUGAUCCGCCUGUUGCUCCUACAGGUUACACGUAUUGCAAAUCUAUUCAAGUUGCGAAAAACGUGAAGCUUCCCACAGAUGCCACUGGAUGCAAUUGCAAAGGAAGUUGUGUAGAUUCCAAGACCUGCGAAUGUGCCAAACUUAACGGCUCUGACUUUCCGUAUGUCCACCGUGAUGGUGGCAGAUUAAUUGAAGCCAAGGAUGUAGUGUUUGAAUGUGGGCCAAAAUGUGGUUGUGGACCUUCUUGUGUCAACCGUACUUCUCAGAGGGGGCUUAAGUACCGAUUUGAGGUUUUCCGAACGCCCAUGAAAGGGUGGGCAGUUAGAUCUUGGGAUUUUAUACCUGCUGGGGCACCAGUUUGUGAGUAUGUAGGAAUACUUCGCAGGACAGAAGAUGUGGAUAGUGCCUCGGAGAAUUAUUACAUUUUUGACAUUGAUUGCUUGCAAACAAUGAAGGGGCUUGAUGGGAGGGAGAGGCGAUCACAAGCUGUAUGCAUACCAACAGUUAAUUCACUGGAGAGGCCUGAUGAUCAGAGAUCUGAUAAUGUGCCAGAGUACUGCAUUGAUGCCGGUUCUAAUGGAAAUAUUGCCAGAUUUAUAAACCACAGUUGUGAGCCUAAUCUGUUUGUUCAGUGUGUCUUGAGUUCACACCAUGACAUCAAACUAGCUCGAGUAAUGCUGUUUGCAGCAGACAACAUACCUCCUUUGCAGGAGCUGACAUAUGACUACGGUUAUGCCCUUGAUAGCGUCUUGGGCCCUGAUGGGAAGGUAAAGAAGAUGUUUUGCCACUGUGGUGCAGCAGGUUGCAGGAAACGCUUGUUCUAGGUGAUGAACAUAUUCCAAUGAACUGCUUUUUGAUUUUGGAACUACGAGCUAUGUGUUCAUUGUGUUUCUAGUUGUAGUUCCAUCAAACUCGAUCUAACUUAAUAUCCUUCUCUGGGAGAUUGUGCUUGAAAUGCACUUAGAGGUCAUCUAUUGACUCUUUUUGUAACUGGAAUACUGUUCUGUAAAUCAGAUGUGAAGAGGAAGUUGACAAUUUUAAUGAAAAGCAAGUAAUCUUGCUCUGCGUCUGAUGGAUUGUUCA
Messenger RNA from Rosa rugosa (rugosa rose), 2400 nucleotides. RefSeq names its product histone-lysine N-methyltransferase, H3 lysine-9 specific SUVH4. Gene Ontology annotation, cellular component: nucleus. Gene Ontology annotation, molecular function: histone methyltransferase activity; zinc ion binding; protein binding. NCBI's taxonomy places the organism in Eukaryota, Viridiplantae, Streptophyta, Magnoliopsida, Rosales, Rosaceae. The transcript has 16 exons. Bases 105 to 2141 code for a protein of 678 amino acids. The record is from RefSeq and is a predicted model, not a curated record.